This is a messenger RNA of Cooperia oncophora, 144 nucleotides long. The record is from the annotation of a GenBank genome assembly. Lineage: Eukaryota; Metazoa; Nematoda; Chromadorea; Rhabditida; Trichostrongylidae.
AUGAGCCUCUGCCAGAUAUUCUUACAGACGGACUCUGCCUACCAAUGUGUAGCGGAACUUGGAGAACUUGGUCUUGUGCAAUUUCUAGAUUUGAACGAGGAGAUGAAUGCGUAUCAGAGGAAAUUCGUAAACGAAGUACGUCGA